CCAGCAAUUAAAAACUUAAGUUUACCAAUUAUUGGACAUAUAUAUUUAUUUAGCGAAUUACCAAAUCGUUCAGUAAAAGAAUUAUCUGAAAAGUAUGGUGGUAUAUUCUCGUUUUGGAUAGGUGAUAGAUACUCAAUCGUUGUUUCUGACCCAGAAUGGAUUAAUCAAAUUUGGUCAUCAAGUGAGCAUUUUGAUGUUUUUGUAAAUAGACCUCAUUUCAAGACAUUCGAAAUCUUUUCAGAGGGAUAUAGAAACCUUUCAUUUUCAAAUGAUGAAAUUUGGAAAAAUAUAAGAAAACUAGUUGCAGGAUCGUUCACUAAAACAAAGGUUAAAAACUAUGAAUCACUGGUGGAAUAUGAAACCAAUAUAUUUUUAAAUUCAAUUAAAGACCAUGUAGAUAACAAUAAACCUUUUUACCCAAAAUUACAUUGUCAUACAUACUCACUUAACAUAGUUUCAGAUGUUUCGUAUGGAAGAAAAAUUUGCGGAGAAGGUAUGAAUGAUAUGCAUAUCUUUGAAGAACCUAAAAAGAUUAUAUUUAAAAAAUUAGGUGCAAGUUUAGUCGAAGAUUCAAUGUUCUUUCAAAAAUUCUUUUAUCAUUGGACAAUGAAAGAGUAUGAGGAUAGUUUUAAAGCAAUUAGAGAAUAUUUAAAUGAAAUAUAUGAUCAACAUGUUCAACAAUUAGACCAAGAUAAUCCAAAAGAUAUUAUGGAUUUAUUAAUUAUUGGUACAAACUACAAUCAAGUUGAAGUAGUCUCAUCUAUGGUGGAUUUCUUAAUAGCUGGUUCUGAUACUGUUGGAGUAACUGUAGAGUGGUUUCUUUUGUUAAUGGCAAAUCAUAAAGAUAUUCAAGAAAAAGCAUAUAAGGAAAUUAUUGAUGAAUUUGGUAGAGAUUGUACAUUUAUACCUUAUUCUGAAAAAUUAAAAACUCCUUAUAUUAAUGCUUGCAUUCGUGAAGUAUCGAGGGUUAAACCAACAACUAGUUUAGGGUUACCAAGAACUACAUCAAAAGAUACUACAGUAAACAAUUAUUUCAUACCAAAAAAUACUCUUAUUAUUCAAAAUAUUUAUGGAAUGGGAACUUCAAAAAGAUAUUUAGAUGAUCCAGAUGUAUAUAGACCUGAAAGAUGGAUAGAGUAUAACAAAUUAAAAGAACUAAAAAUAAAAAUAAAUCAAAUGGAAGAUUCAAAGGAAAAGGAUUAUUUUGAACAAAAAAUUGAAAACAAAAAUAAAUUCUUUAAUGAUUUAGAAAGGAUCUCAAUUCCUUUUGGAUAUGGUCCCAGAGGUUGCGUGGGAAUGAAUCUUGGUGUUAUGGAACUUUAUGUAUUAUGUGCAAAUAUUUUAUUAAACUAUAUUAUAGAACCUUGGGAUGGAAAUCACAUCGAUGAAACUGAAGAUUUUGGUAUUACAAUUCACCCAAAACCACACAACUUAAAAUUGAUACCAAGGAAAUAA
Messenger RNA from Dictyostelium purpureum, 1455 nucleotides. RefSeq lists its product as uncharacterized. NCBI's taxonomy places the organism in Eukaryota, Evosea, Eumycetozoa, Dictyosteliales, Dictyosteliaceae. The annotation marks the transcript as partial. The transcript has 3 exons. The record is from RefSeq and is a predicted model, not a curated record. Gene Ontology annotation, molecular function: oxidoreductase activity, acting on paired donors, with incorporation or reduction of molecular oxygen; heme binding; monooxygenase activity.